AUGGAAAUAAUCAAGGUUCGCUGUCAGGGUACAGGGUAUAACGCGCUUCGAUUUGAGCCUGGAAAGGACAAUUUAUUUUCCAUGCGUGAUGAUGACGCCCACAUGAAACUGCGGAGUAAGAUGGCUGCUGGUUACUCGGGGAAGGAGAACGAGUCCAUGGAACGCACCAUUGACGAGCACAUCGCGAAACUGGUCGACUUGAUUGACAUCAAAUAUCUCUCCACGAGUCGGGACUUCAGACCAGUGGACUUUGCCCAGAAGAUUCAAUACUUUACCUUGGACGUGGUCAGCGAUUUAGCUUUUGGCCAGCCUUUCGGCUACAUCGAGCAAGACCGUGAUGUCUUUGACUUUAUCAAAAUUACGAAGUCCUUCUUCCCUGUUACUCUGGUCAUGGCCAACAUACCAUCCCUGGUUGCCUUGCUUCACUCGCGUCUUUUCCGAGGCAUGCUGCCGAAGGAAAGUGAUAAGUUUGGCUUUGGAGCAUUCAUUGGGGUGGCAAAUAGCAAAGUAGCUGAGCGGUUUGUUCCUGAUUCGACGUCACAGCCGGACAUGUUGGGGUCUUUCAUCCGUCAUGGGCUGGACCAAGCAGAGGCAUCUCGAGAGUCACUACUGAACGUAGUUGCCGGAAGCGACACCACCGCAACCACCAUUCGCGUCAUGAUGUUAAACCUGCUCAGCAAUCCCGUAGCUUACAGAAAACUGCAGAAAGAGAUUGAUGACGGCAUCAGGUCGGGUAACAUUUCUUCUCCCAUUACGGAUGCCGAGGCACGCAAAUUACCCUACCUACAAGCCGCCAUCAAGGAAGGCCUCCGAAUCAAGGCCCCAGCAGCCGGUCCGCUAUUCAAGGUGGUCCCUCCAGAAGGCGACGUUAUCGAUGGAAAGUUCAUACCCGGAGGAACACAGAUCGGCACCUCUCCUUUUGGCAUCUACCAGUCCAAGACAACGUUCGGCGAAGAUGCGAGUUUGUUCCGCCCGGAACGUUGGCUAGAGGCAGACGCGGUAACAACUGCAGAAAUGGCCAGCGUGGUCGAUCUUGUCUUUUCCGUUGGUAAAUACCAAUGUUUGGGAAAGCCAGUCGCAUUUAUGGAACUGAACAAGAUAUUUGUCGAGCUUAUGAGGCGUUUCGAUUUCACAAUGACUCGCCCAGAGAGGCCAAUGCAUAUUGUCAAUGCUGGCAUCUGGCUUAUCGAAAACUUUCCAUUACGGUCUACGUCGUCAAUGAAGCCACAGCAAGUUCUAAGGUACCGACGCCCAUUCGUGAACACAUUCUCGCGCAUCUCAAGCACCACCUGUGCCAACAGAGCACUACAGACGCCUGUCCUAACCCCACACUGUCCUCCUCACAGAGCUGCCCAGACCGCCGCGGCACACAUCUUUGGCCUGCAGUUCCUCCACACGAUGGCCUCGCAACAGUACGACGUCCUUAUCGUCGGUGGCGGCCCGGCAGGACUCUCGGCGGCAGCAGGACUCGCACGCCAGCUCCACACGGCGCUGGUUAUCGACUCGGGGGUCUACCGCAACGCCCGCGCCAAGCACAUGCACAACGUCAUGGGCUACGACCACGCCGACCCGGCGACGCUGCGCGCCAAAGCCAGAGCCGACCUCGAGGCGCGGUACCCGAGCAUCAGCUUCCGGAACGCGACCGUAGCCAGGGCGCAGAAGCUCGAGGACGGCAGCUUUGCGCUUACUGCGGAGGACGGGGCCGAGUUCCGGGGCAAGAAGCUGAUCGUUGCGGCGGGUAUCACGGACCUGCCGCUGGAUGUCGAGGGAUAUAGCGAGUGCUGGGGGUAUGGCAUCUUCCACUGCCUGUUCUGCCACGGAUAUGAAGAAGCUGGCCAGGAGACCGUCGGGGUUCUGGCAGUAGGCAUGCUGUCCAAUCCCCAAAUUGCCAUGCACAUCAUUCCCAUGGCGGGCCGGCUGAGCAAGAACAUCAAAAUAUACACCAAUGGCAACGAAGAAACGGCUGAAGCCCUUCGUGAACAACUCAAAGCCACCAAUCUGCCGGCCACAGUGGAAAGUAGGAAGAUUGCUAGGAUGAGUCUGGUAUCGCCCGGAUCUUCUACGAGUAUUGCCCUGACUCUAGAAGGAGGCGAGCAGAGAAGAGAAGGGUUUUUGGUUUCUGUCCCUAAUGCUCAACUAAACGGCCCAUUCGUCAAGGAUCUGUCACUUGAACUGGGCCCGGCGGGCGAGAUAGCACUCAAAACUACGGGGGAGACCAGCGUUCCCGGUUGCUUUGCGGCCGGUGACAUUGCUGUGGCUAUGCGUGCGGUGCCUAUCGCAUUAUCUACUGGAAUGUGUGCAGGUGCUGGGGCAGCAGCAUCUGUGCAACAUGAUGCUGCUUACAAGUUAUAA
Messenger RNA from Thyridium curvatum, 2352 nucleotides. RefSeq lists its product as uncharacterized. The record is from RefSeq and is a predicted model, not a curated record. Bases 1 to 2352 code for a protein of 783 amino acids. Gene Ontology annotation, molecular function: monooxygenase activity; heme binding; oxidoreductase activity, acting on paired donors, with incorporation or reduction of molecular oxygen. The transcript is spliced from 9 exons. Lineage: Eukaryota; Fungi; Ascomycota; Sordariomycetes; Thyridiales; Thyridiaceae.